CCCUUAAUUGUAGGGUGCAAAAGUAAACGCAUCAAUUAGAAAACAAGGCUCAGAAACUGGUGGGUGGACUGUGGAAAGAAUAAUUAAUAAUGUCUGCGAUGCUCUUUACAGAGAACAACACGACUGGAGAUUGCACAGAUAUGUCAAUCUUACAAGAUCAUCAUAGUCAAGUGUUUGAUCUUCACAGGCACUACAUAUUUAUUUUGUCCAUUUCAGCAACCGGCCCAAUAAAAUUUUCUCUCCGUUUUGAUUAUUUUGGGCUCUUAGCAAUUCAAUCAAUAGUUAAGAGGACUGGUACCUAAUUUCAACAGACGAAUUCCUUUCUCAUGCUCUGCAAAUUCAUGAAUGAUUACUUCCAAGGAAAAAACAAACAAAAUGGUUAGUGCAAAGACUUUUUAAGCAACCUAAGGUGACACGUUCGAAUUCGAGGGAAGAAAUUUGCAUAUUUGAUAUCAUAAUUUUUUUUCCCAUCUCGUAUGAUUUAAUCACCUGACAUCAGUAGUUUUGGCGGGUCUUUUUGGGUGACUGUUUCAUCGGUGGCAAAUGGAGUUUAUGUUGACGUGCUUCAUUUUAUACUUUUUGAAGGUUUGGGUUCCCUGUAUAUUCCAAACUGGCUUGCGGCAUAACUUUUCUUUGAGUGGAAUAAUAUUUCUCAUGGGAUUCCAACUGCUGAGCACUGAUUGAGAAGGGAAAUGUAGUGAAUUGUAGUGUUCGUCAGGGUUUGCUGCAGAGAUGUCUGCAAUUUCUUUGUUUGUGGAGAGAAUUAUGUUCGUUUUGAAAUUACCCGGGUUUGCUGCAAAGAUGUCUGCAAUUUCUUUGUCUCUGGGAAGAAUUCUGUUCGUUUUGAAAUUACCCGCUUUGUUUUAGGGGGGAAUUCUGUUGACUCACUACUACCUCCUAUGUUCGCUAGGAGAGUUCUGUUAAACGGAAAAAUAAGCUGCUUAUCUCUGAGGAGAAUUAUGUAAGCUGACAAACUACCGGCUUUGUCUUUAGGGAGAAUUGUGUUAACUGACAAGCCAUCCACCAUUAGAUUAAGUAAAAAUAACUGAGGAGAACAGUGUCUCAUUAUUUGGGACAUGGCAGGGGUGAAGGAGCCUUUUCUCCCUCUUAAGCCUGUUGGAGCUGCUCCUAGGACUGUUUUCCAAGGAUCAGAAGUUUUGGGUCUCAAAAAGAGGGGCCAGGGAGUGAAGUCCUGGAUAAGAGUAGGUACAAAUGCGAUUUCUGAACAUCUGGAUGCUGAUAAAUUCGCCAUAAUGAAGCGGUGCGGCCUUCCAGCAAGGGAUCUGCGUGUUUUGGAUCCAGUGUUUGAUUACCCUUCGACAAUUUUAGGCAGGGGGAAGGCAAUUGUGGUGAAUUUAGAACAAAUAAGGUGCAUUAUAACAGCAGAUGAGGUUCUUCUUUUGAAUUGUUUGGACAUCUAUGUGUUGAAGUAUGUUGCGGAGCUGCAACGGCGUCUGGCUGUAAGAAACAGUUUGGCUAAUAACAUGCGGCAAUCUAGACCACGGUCUUCUCGACAGGAAGAUAAGGUGGAUGUGACCACAGGCACAGAACCACAGACUAACAAGCUUGGAAGUGAUAAUUUAACUGAUUAUUUUAGCAGUUCAUCUGCAGACAAUUUACCAUUUGAAUUCAGAGCGCUGGAAGUGGCCUUGGAUGCAGUAUGCACAUAUCUUGACACUCAGGCAAUGGAACUGGAGAUUGAAGCAUAUCCUUUAUUGGAUGAAUUGACCUCAAAGAUUAGCACAUUGAACUUGGAGCAUGCACGCAGACUAAAAAGUAGACUUGUCGCUUUAACACGUAGAGUUCAAAAGGUUCGUGACAAGAUAGAACAACUGAUGGAUGAUGAUGAGGGUCUGGCUGGGAUGUGUCUAACAGAAAAGAAAGAACGAUCAGAAGAGAAAACAGAAGAAUGUAUGGAAGAUGCACUUUAUAGGGCUCAAUCUUUGCAAAGUUAUAUUCCUCUAGGGGCUGGGUGUUCAGUUUCUGAUCCAGUUUUCCCUUUACAUUCUCGAGAUGAAUCUCAAAAGCAUGAGGAACAAUUAAGCUGGGAACACAUCAGGCAUGAAAGUACAGAUGGUGAUCAAAAGAUGGAGAAAAAAUUUAACUUUGCAUGCAGCAGAUAUGAAAGUACAAAUGGUGAUCAGGAAGACAUAGAGGAGUUAGAAAUGUUAUUGGAGGCUUACUUUGUGGUCAUCGAUAGCACUCUGAACAAAUUAACUUCGCUGAAGGAGUAUAUAGAUGAUACAGAAGACUUUAUAAACAUUCAACUGGACAAUGUCCGGAACCAGUUGAUCCAGUUUGAGUUGUUGCUCUCAAUUGCAACUUUUGUUGUUACCAUCUUUUCUUUUGUUGCUGCCAUGUUUGGAACGAACUUCGCCAUUGGAAUUUUUGAACAACCACAUGCUUUCAAGUGGGUUCUAUUAGUUUCAGGAUUAGGUGGAAUUCUUAUAUUUUGUUCUUUCUUAUUGUACUCUAGACAUCAAAGACUAAUGCUCCUCUAAAAAGCUAUAACUAAAGUAAUUUAUGCAUCGCUGAUAUAUAAGAUAGAAAUUGUGUGGUUCAUGGGGUGAAGCCUGGUCCUCUCAAUGUUCACAUUGCUCCUUUAACUAAAAUGCAACAAAAAUGUGUCUGUGCAUUGGUUUGCAGGUGAAAUAUGUUUGAAACUUCCAAGCAGUCUCACCUAUUGCUGGGAUUCAUCCAUCUUGCUUACUACUAAACAUUAGAGGCAAGCCAAUGUUAUUUUACCUGCUCUAUGGCCAGCUAUCUGUUUUUGUGUAUCAUGAAAAAUAAAUUUAUGGAAAAAGGAAGAACUUAAGUCCAA
Cryptomeria japonica (Japanese cedar) is the source of this 2821-nucleotide messenger RNA. Its product is annotated as magnesium transporter MRS2-10. Gene Ontology annotation, biological process: magnesium ion transport. Bases 1077 to 2501 code for a protein of 474 amino acids. The transcript is spliced from 5 exons. Lineage: Eukaryota; Viridiplantae; Streptophyta; Pinopsida; Cupressales; Cupressaceae. Gene Ontology annotation, molecular function: magnesium ion transmembrane transporter activity. The record is from RefSeq and is a predicted model, not a curated record.